AUUCGCAAAUGUCAGUGUGACAAUGUCAGGGUCAUUCGCAGCUCAUCUCAAUGCAAGUUUUUCUUAUUUUACUACUGUCAAACGAAGUUUUAACGAUUUUUUUUUUCAGUACAAAAGAGUGCACACAGUACAAUUAUUCCCAUGCAUCGAGUCAAAACAGAUGCGCAAGUUUGCACCGAUAUCAAGUCAAUGUAGUGAAUUUUACUGCACUAGUUUAAGAUGAAUACAUCAAAUUUCGAAGAAAUUUUCCGUUUAUUCCAAGAAUUAGCUCAAACAUUGGCUGGUAAAAAUGGUCAACGUUGGGCCAUGGAUAGUAUAUCUGGUUAUAUAUCGUCGCACCCAAAUACGAUAAGCGACAAUUUGCCAUUCGAUGAGUCAGAGCUAUUGAAGAGAAUCCAGAAUCAAUUAAGCAUGUCGAAAACGCCAGUCAAUGCUACGCUAUUUAAUAAUCACUUUCAACAACUGUCGACAUGUACUGACGCACAUACUCGCACAUCAAUUUUAACAUUUCUUGCGCUAAUGGCACAAAGCGAGAGCAAUGCAAAUGGCAAAAGUGCAGUUAAUAACAAUGGAACAACGAAAGCACCCUUUGAAAUGCCGUCGUCAAGAUCACGUACAGCAUACUUGCAGCAAACCAGCGUUGCGCUGGGACGACGCUUGAUUACGGGCCCAGAACAAUACGUUACACCACCAGCGCGUGCAAUCCCAUCGAGUACAUCCACCCAAAAUAUUAGUGCCAAUCAAAUGCAAUGUCCAAAAGUGCAAAAAUCUAGAAGCAUGGGAAAUUUUCAACAAAGUAUCGCUCUUUCGGAAAUCACUCCAUACUCUGAAUACACAAUCACUUCACAACCAGCGGAAAGUGACGGUGAUUUUGUGCAAAAUGUUAUUUACGCAUUAACCGGAAUCGAAGGGAAAUAUUUCAAAAAGGAUAUCAUCACCGGUGGAUUGAAGCUCGAUGCCAAAGUACGCAUCAGCGCAAAACAUUCGGCCAUACUUUUGCGGUUGGCAGAAGUGGCAUUUUACCACGAACAAUUGAUUUCAUUCACCGAUCCGAGUACUGGUCGCAGCCCAUUGGGCUUACUCGGCCAAGGUUUAGUCACCGCAUUGAAGCAUGAACUCACAAAAUACUAUGGAAUGGUUGCAAUGCUUCAAGAGCAGCACAAUCGCUAUAGUCGAUCAGCCCACAGCACUGAACGGUUAACCCUACUUCAGAUUGAGAUGCUAAUGGUUGAGCCACGUGAACGUUUGCAGUGGUUGACCAACAUUGCUGAAGCGUGCCAAGAAAAGAAAGGUGGCGCUUUGGCUACGGAAAUUUUCGCAUUCAAAAAUGACGGUAACACCAAACGCAAGGCUCUAGUCCAUGAUUUGCUAGUCGCUGUGUGCACACCAUUGCAAUAUAUGCUUGCCAAGUGGUUGAUUGAGGGUGAAAUUAACGAUCCACACUCGGAAUUUUUCAUCGAGGUUCUGCCAGAAGUCGGCACCGACCGUCUAUGGAAUGAUAAAUAUCGCGUUCGCGAAACAAUGCUUCCAUGUUUUAUAACAGAAGAUUUAGCGCACAAAAUUCUGGUCACGGGAAAAAGUAUAAAUUUUUUGAAGGAUAUUUGUGACGAGCGCACAAUAAUCAAAGGCCGUAAAGAACUGAAAGAAUAUCUUGAAACAAAUGUUGAAGACAUUUUUGCGGAUGUGCCCGACACAAAGCUCCAUCUCAUGAUCAAUGAGGUAUAUUUGGCCACUUCAAAGAAAGUGCUGGACAUUGUUAUGGGCCCACACAAACUACUGGAACAUCUGCAGGCCAUGCGCAAAUAUUUAUUACUUGGCCAAGGUGAUUUUGUUGGCCUACUUAUGGAAAAACUUAAACCUGAGCUUGAUCGUCCGGCAAAAGAGUUGUACAGCUAUGAAUUGUCAUCGAUUUUGGAUUCGGCGCUGCGUUCGACCAAUUCGCAAUACGACGAUCCUGAGAUCUUGAACAAUUUGGAUGUUCGUCUGAUGAGCAAUUUCGAAGGCGACACCGGCUGGGACAUAUUCUCACUUCAAUACACAAUUCAAGGGCCGUUACUAACAAUGCUCGAAGUAUCAAUGCCAAAAUACUUACAACUCUUCAAACACUUGUGGCGUCUGAAACACAUGGAGUACGUUUUGUCGGCCAAGAUUUGGAAAGACCAAAAAUGUAACGCAAAGAUUCUUCGGAGUAUGAAGAAGGAGCUGAAUCCGGUGCUGUAUCGCCUGUAUUUGUAUACAUCACAGAUGAUUCAUUUCAUCCAUCAAAUUCAAUACUACAUUUUGUUCGAAGUGGUCGAGUGUUCAUGGACGAAGUUCCAGGAGAGAGUACAAAAAGCAACGGCGCUCGACGAAAUUCUCGAAGCGCACAAUGAGUUCCUGCAUAAUGUUAAAAUCGGCGCAUUUUUGGAAGAUGGCGGCCUAAUUCACGGAUCACUCGAAAAUGUUAUAAACGCCAGUAGUAAACUAGAGCCAUGGCAAGAUCGUUUCUUUGAGCUUUGCCUGACUGAAUUGAAUUCGCGACGCCAAUUCGAAAAUCAGAUAAAAACUAGUGCAAAGACUGGUAAAUAUGGCGUUACAUCUGAAUCACGUUUGGAACGUGACGAAGCACAGAAAAUGUUCGACCUGUCAAUCGCUGAAGCUAGAAAAUCAUUGGAGAAGAUCGGCUCCGACUAUGAAUUUGCCGUCAAACAAUUCCUCUUGUUAUUGGCUGGUCUUCAGAAUCAGCCGGAUAUUCUGCAGUUUGGUAUACGAUUGGAUUUCAAUGAGUACUACAAGAAUCGUGAUCAACGCUUGGGAGCGCCGCUUACGUUCGAGCAUAUGCGAAUGACCAUGAGCAGCAUGCAAUUCCGUAACAGCAACAUUAUGAUUUCAAGCGUUGGCGCUGGUGCAACACCGAUGGCCAGCACGUCUCGAUUCCUUACACAGUCUUGCCACAACUGACCGUUGUCACAAUUUGAUCCCAGUGAUUUCCACAUUCAGCAAAUAUCAUCGAGUCAAUUAUUUUACUCUUCGUCAUUUCAACCCAAUCAAAAUGUUAAUCUAAUCUCAACACAAAAUACUCACACAAAAACUCAUUGCAAGCAUCAAAUGGCCAACAAUCUUUUGUUACUUGAUUGUUGUGAUAUUUUGUAACCUAACGAACACUGUUUAUUCAUUAAUUCUGCCAAAAUAGAAUGAUAAGCACCACAAAAUGCUCUAUAUGCCAAUAAAUUCCAUAUUGAAGGAAAGUA
Sitodiplosis mosellana (orange wheat blossom midge) is the source of this 3230-nucleotide messenger RNA. It is a transcript of the gene Grip91, whose product is annotated as gamma-tubulin complex component 3. Gene Ontology annotation, biological process: spindle assembly; mitotic cell cycle; cytoplasmic microtubule organization. NCBI's taxonomy places the organism in Eukaryota, Metazoa, Arthropoda, Insecta, Diptera, Cecidomyiidae. The record is from RefSeq and is a predicted model, not a curated record. Gene Ontology annotation, molecular function: gamma-tubulin binding; microtubule minus-end binding. The coding region runs from base 220 to 2940 and encodes 906 amino acids. Gene Ontology annotation, cellular component: gamma-tubulin small complex; centrosome; spindle pole. The transcript is spliced from 9 exons.